Messenger RNA from Manis pentadactyla (Chinese pangolin), 1545 nucleotides. RefSeq names its product lipoic acid synthetase (gene LIAS). Gene Ontology annotation, molecular function: 4 iron, 4 sulfur cluster binding; lipoate synthase activity. The record is from RefSeq and is a predicted model, not a curated record. Lineage: Eukaryota; Metazoa; Chordata; Mammalia; Pholidota; Manidae. Gene Ontology annotation, cellular component: mitochondrion. Bases 142 to 1260 code for a protein of 372 amino acids. The transcript is spliced from 11 exons. Gene Ontology annotation, biological process: lipoate biosynthetic process.
CAAUCGCGGAGCAGCGCAAGUUCCACCGGGUUUUGGUGGUUCAGGUUCUCUGUUACAAACCGAGCGCCGAUUUAUUGAUAAGUCUUUUCCUAAUUAUCAGCAAUCCUUUACCCUGCUAGGGAUAGAAAGAGUCUCUACGAAAUGUCACUACGCUGUGGGGGCGCCGCCUGCACCAUGGGGCGUCGGGCAUUUGGAAGAUACUUAUGCAGCCCAGUCAGAGCAGUAAGUUCCUUGCCAGAUAAAAAAAAGGAAUUUUUACAAAAUGGACCAGACCUUCAAGAAUUUCUAUCUGGUGAUCUUGCAGACAAAAGCACCUGGGAUGAAUAUAAAGGAAACUUAAAACGCCAGAAAGGAGAAAGAUUAAGGUUACCUCCAUGGCUAAAAACUGAGAUUCCCACCGGGAAAAAUUACAAUAAACUGAAAAAUACAUUGCGGAAUUUAAAUCUCCACACAGUGUGUGAGGAAGCUCGAUGUCCCAAUAUUGGAGAGUGUUGGGGAGGUGGAGAAUAUGCCACUGCCACAGCCACAAUCAUGUUGAUGGGUGACACAUGUACAAGAGGUUGCAGAUUUUGUUCUGUUAAGACUGCAAGAAAUCCACCUCCACUGGAUGCCAGUGAGCCCUACAACACUGCAAAGGCAAUUGCAGAGUGGGGUCUGGAUUAUGUUGUCCUGACAUCCGUCGAUCGAGAUGAUAUGCCUGAUGGAGGAGCUGAACACUUUGCAAAGACCGUAUCAUAUUUAAAGGAAAGGAAUCCAAAAAUUCUUGUGGAAUGUCUCACCCCUGACUUCCGAGGAGAUCUUAAAGCAAUAGAAAAAGUUGCUCUGUCAGGAUUAGAUGUGUAUGCACAUAAUGUAGAAACGGUUCCAGAAUUACAGAGGAAAGUUCGUGAUCCCCGGGCCAAUUUCAACCAGUCUCUACGCGUACUGAAAUACGCCAAGGAGGUUCAGCCCAAUACUAUUUCUAAAACAUCUAUAAUGUUGGGUUUAGGUGAGAAUGAUGAGCAAAUAUAUGCAACAAUGAAAGCCCUUCGAGAGGCAGAUGUAGACUGUUUGACUUUAGGACAAUAUAUGCAGCCCACAAAGCGCCACCUUAAGGUUGAAGAAUACAUUACUCCUGAAAAGUUCAAAUACUGGGAAAAAGUAGGAAAUGAACUUGGGUUCCAUUAUACUGCAAGUGGCCCUCUGGUGCGUUCUUCAUAUAAAGCAGGUGAAUUUUUCCUGAAAAAUCUGGUGGCUAAAAGAAAAACAAAAGCCCUCUAAAAUUUAACAAGACCUUCAAGAUCACAGGAAUUUUAAAUACUUGAUUCAAGUUGGUGAUAGUGGUGGUACCAGAAUGGGUAGACUUCAGCGGACAUACCCCAGUCUUUUUGUUUUAAGGAAAAUGUCAAUAAGCUAUGCCUAUUUAUUUAGUGAUUCACUUGUCAUUUAGCAUGUCUUAUUUAUCCCAAUAAACAAUUUAUUGAUGUGAUAUAGUCAUAAAAUAUACUUGUAAGAGUUUACUGUUAACAGUAUAAUUUAAAAACACAUUAAAAAUUUCCAGAAAAU